AUGGACUCCCCCAUCACUGAUGACUCCCUCGUCGUUGAUUUCACUUUGUCGUUUGAGGACUAUGUCAAACAGCUUCUACCGGCUUCAGUCGACGACACAGAUGCUGAUUCUAGUAUGAAGUGCGAGAUAACCGAGUAUGACUCCAUCCCCGAUUCAGAAGGCGUCCAAAUUGUCGUGCCAGGUGGCACUCACGACGGCUUGGGAUUGUUGAAGCACGCCAAGGAUGAUUCGGCCAUCGCCCGGACCACGUUUUGGGACUUGACAGGUAUAAAGGGAUUGGUGCAGACUGAAAUUCGGUCCCCGUAUAUGAAAGCGGCUUUAAAAGCGGUGGUCCCCGAGUACAUGCAUCGAAAUUUUGACUUCAACCAUAUCAUCUACUUUGGCAAGCCUAGACAUCUAUUCCAUUACCGCAAUCAGCUCUUCACAUAUGGAGGGUCUCUGGGACAUCAAUCAACAGCCCAAAGACAUGUCUCCUUACUCAUGGAAUAUCUUCAACAAGAGCUCGCAGACGCCAUCACUGCAUACACUUUCAACGUUCAGUUUGAGUCCCAGCCGUCCAUCGACUUCGCCCAUCUGUGGACUAUUUUCAAGCCAAACGAUUUGGUGUUUGUUCCGGCGGCGUCUUCGAGAAAUGGAGCGGAUAUUGUUGUUCGAUACGAAUCGAUCGCUAGCAGCUGCUCUUGUGAUCGCGUGGAACACCGGAUCUCGCACAUCUGGACGUUGACUGGGGCCUAUUUUGACACAAAUGGGGUAAACUUGGGCAACAAAACUCUGGUCCACGAUGUCACGUAUUUUGCUGGCUUUCGUCGACUAAACCACCUCGCCGUGAUACCUCUCCGCUUUCAUCCGCAAGAAUCCUCUAUCAGAACCCGCCUUAUUGCUAGAGGUCGGAAAUUUGUUGCCCUUCAGGGAUGCCACUACCGGCGUAUUGUUAGUGGGGUAUCGCCCCGCGGUUCGGCAUCAGAGAAUCCGUACGAACCGCCGUCAAGACCGCGGGUUAUGGUGGACCCGGAAAUGUAUCACGAAAAAAAGAGCUUUGAGCCGGUAGGCAACCCUAUUCCAGUAACAGCAGCUCUUGAGGAAGAGCAUUAUCUCAUUUGCAGCGGCCAUAUUGGAGGAUACUCGCUCGCCGAGAGAGAGUGGAGGCUUCUCGAGGUUGAACGACUCGAACCAGUCGACUUCGACAAGAACAGUUUUAAAAAUUCCUUAAUAUUGGAGACCAAGUACAAAAACGCGUUGCUCUCUUUAAUCCAGAUGCAGUCCGCCAAGUGCAAGGAUAGAUUUCGGGAUGUUAUCAGAGGCAAGGGAGACGGAGUCGUGUUUCUGCUGCACGGGGAGCCCGGGGUCGGAAAGACUAUGACGGCAGGUUUGUCACAAUCCAACAGUCAAAAACUCAUGACUCUUUCCGCGUACCGUCUCGGCUCGCUUUCUGACAUUCUCUUUAAGAGAGCAUUGCAGAGUGCUGCGAGAGACCACUCCUCAGGAUUGACGCGAGGCGUCUAG
Scedosporium apiospermum is the source of this 1503-nucleotide messenger RNA. RefSeq lists its product as uncharacterized. The coding region runs from base 1 to 1503 and encodes 500 amino acids. Lineage: Eukaryota; Fungi; Ascomycota; Sordariomycetes; Microascales; Microascaceae. The transcript has 2 exons. The record is from RefSeq and is a predicted model, not a curated record.